AUGACAGACUUGCUUACUCCAACCGCCUUGUCAAUGGUGGCAUGCGUCUCUGUGAUUGCUCUCACAGUAGCUAUCUACUUUCGUCUCUUCUAUGUCGAUUUUGCCGCGAUAGAGGGGAUCCCGGAGAUCCCGGGCAAUUCCCUGUUGCAUGGGCACCUCUACAUGCUGGGACAAGACCAUGCCACCACAGCACAGAAGUGGUCACAGGAUUAUGGCUGGCCAAUUUACCAGAUAAGGCUUGGGAAUCGGCGUGUGGUGAUCCUCAACGGCUUUGAGGUUGCGAGAGAAUGGCUAGUCACUCGCCAGAACUAUACUGUUGACAGACCUUUGUUAUACACAUUUCACAAUGUUGUCUCCAAAACAUCAGCUUCGACUAUUGGGACCAACCCUUGGAAUGAACACACCAGAAAACAGCGGCGGGUCGUCGGCUCCUUAACAACAUCGCCGGCGAUGAAAAGACUUGAAGGGAUGUUGGACCUCGAAACAUCCCGCAUGGUUGAGGGUCUCUUCAAGGAAAGCAGAGGAGGCAAUGCGAUAUCUCCCCAUAUUUACCAGAAGCGGUUGGCGCUCAAUGUUGUCCUUAUGUUCUGUUACGGCAGGCGCUUCGAAGACAUCGCCGACCCACUGCUUCUUCGCAUCCUGGAUGACGCCAAAACAAUUUCAAGGCGUUUUUCGAUCGACCAAUGCAAAUGCGCAGGAUUACAUUCCAUAUCUCAGAUCUCAUCUCUUUCGCGACGAAGCCCGCUCCGCUGUUGCUAA
Diaporthe batatas is the source of this 759-nucleotide messenger RNA. RefSeq lists its product as uncharacterized. Bases 1 to 759 code for a protein of 252 amino acids. The record is from RefSeq and is a predicted model, not a curated record. NCBI's taxonomy places the organism in Eukaryota, Fungi, Ascomycota, Sordariomycetes, Diaporthales, Diaporthaceae. The transcript has 3 exons. Gene Ontology annotation, molecular function: monooxygenase activity; oxidoreductase activity, acting on paired donors, with incorporation or reduction of molecular oxygen; iron ion binding.